Messenger RNA from Pelobates fuscus (common spadefoot toad), 1938 nucleotides. RefSeq names its product putative nuclease HARBI1. The record is from RefSeq and is a predicted model, not a curated record. Bases 1 to 1479 code for a protein of 492 amino acids. NCBI's taxonomy places the organism in Eukaryota, Metazoa, Chordata, Amphibia, Anura, Pelobatidae. The transcript has 3 exons.
AUGCGCACAGCGCGGAGUGACGGGCAGAGUGCGGCGCUGGCAGUGAGUGAUCGUCAUAACAAUGGGAGCAGUAAGAUCAAUAUUGGAAGAUUGGCCAGUGGUGUAGGAACUAUUCAAGUUGUAUUCUGCUACAUAAUUUAUUCAAACUCCAUUAAAAAAAGUAACAAAACAAAAAAAGAACGAGCUUACUUGGAUGGCUGCGAGAGUUUGUACGGAGUGAGACACAGACAUACCUGGCUAGCUAAAGGUACCUCAUCCACGUCUGUCUUCAUGGAAGCAUUUGGGCCAAUAAUGCUGCUCUUGUUGAAAGCAGAACAGGAGGAACAGAGAAAGAUUAAACGACCAAAACGUAGGAAGGAGCUGAAGGUAGUACUUCCCCAAAAACCUAAACCCAAACCCCCACCAGCACCUACACGAAAACAGCAAGUGCUUGGCGUCAGAAGACCUCGAAUAUUUCGAGAACGGACAGGUCUAGAAGGCAUGACUGAUGAGGAAGUUGUUGAAAGAUAUCAUCUUCCCAAAGGUGCCAUCAUGGACUUGUAUGAGCUAAUCAGGGUUGAUAUUGACCCACUGACCCAACGCAGCCACGCUAUUCCAGGGAUGGUUAAACUAUUAAACUGUUUGCACUUUUUUACUUCUGGGUCAUUUCAGACCAAGGCAUCCGCAGUGGGUGGAGUUUCCCAGUCAACUUUCUCCAGGUUUUUGGUGCCUGUCAUACAGGCCUUGAAGAAACACGUCCAUCUCUUUAUUGGGUUCCCUACUGACAAAUCUGGGUGGCAGUCAUUAAAAAGGGGAUUCUACCAGAUUGCGGGACUACCACAUGUCAUAGGGGCAGUGGACUGUACCCACGUGGCUCUUUCAGCACCCCAUGAAAGGGAGGAGAUCUACCGAAAUAAAAAGGGAUACCAUUCUGUAAAUGUCCAAAUUAUUGCGGACAGUCACUGCAAAAUUUUAAGUUUAUUUUCAGCUUUUCCCGGAAGCUCAAAUGAAAGCUUUAUAUUACGACAGUCGUCCGUGUAUGAAGGCUUUGAGAGUGGCAAGAUUGGCGGUGGCUGGCUCGUUGGUGGUUCUUUUUAUACAUCUCUCCCAUGGCUGCUGACCCCAGUGACGGAACCAAGUACAGAUGCAGACAAGUUGUACAAUGAAGCCCAAUCUCGCACCUGUUCUGUAAUUGAAAAAACAUUUAAACUUCUGAAAACUCGAUUCAAGUGUUUGAACAAAUCUGGUGGUGGUCUGCAGUACGAUCCUACCAAAGUGUCUGAUAUAAUCGUGGCUUGCUGUAUCUUACACAACAUCGCUGUGCAGCACAACGUUCCAGCUGACUACAUUGUCGAAAAAAGUAGGAAGCUUGCGAAGAUGCCAAAUACUGAGCCAGAGCUCAGUGACAGCGCACAAGCCGUGCGAUCCAGGAUAAUCAAAAACUACUUCUCCUGUAAGUGCCAGAAAUUCAGAUCUCUGUAUUCAUUAAAGGGACAUUAGAGUAUUUCUAGAACAAACCUGCUUCGGUAACGCUAUAGUCUCCCAGUCACUCGUUAAAUGCAGAGUGAAGUAUAAAAUAAAUUGGUUUACUUCCCUUUCCUCCAGUUCGAAGUCUCACUGCUGUCUGCUCCUCGUAGUAUGAUGUACGCUUGGAAGUAUUGCUACCCUAGAGGAGUAUUGGGGAGCAUAGACGCAGCACAGAAUGCCUGGGUACGAGAGCAGAGAAGCUACAGCCCCAGCUCUCCUAUCCAGAUGGAUGGAGUCGUGGCUUGAUAUCUCUCUUUCAAACUAUUCAAAUACACAGAACUUGGGGUCAAGUUGUUAUAGUGCCUACAGUGUUCCUUUAAAUAUGUGAUUUGUCAAACUUCCCUUUUCACGUGAGUUUGCCACAAGCUCCUGGAGGAGCCUGCUUGACAGGCUCCUGCCCACAGACUAUGGGACCUGUAAUAUACACUGAAA